UUGGAGGGAGGAAGGAAGAUGGUUCUUUCCAUUUGGCAGAGAACCAUCAUGGCAAAAUUCUACCAUCUCUUCCUUUUGGCCAUUUUAGUGGUAAUCAUACCUACAUUAGUCCAUGCUAAUGUCAAAGAGCAAGAUUCAUAUUGGGAUAAUAUAUUUCCUUUUAUUAAUGAUACAUAUUGGCGGGAAAAAUCAGCAGAAGCUGAAAAGGCAAAUAAUAUAGCUUAUACACCAGAUCCAUAUGCAGUUUCUGAAAAUAUGACUUCUACCGUUAGCGAGAUGAUAAUUGGCGGCAAUACAGUAAGAAGGAAUCUAGGGGAAGAAAAACUAGGAAGAGGACGUCCAUGUGUGGCUACAAACCCCAUUGAUAGGUGUUGGAGGUGCGAUCCUAAUUGGAAUACUAACCGCAAGAAGCUGGCAGAUUGUGUGCAAGGUUUUGGUAGGAAUACUAUUGGUGGAAAAGACGGACCUAUCUAUGUGGUAACUGAUCCCUCAGAUGAUGACAUGCAAAAUCCCCGUCCUGGUACCCUUCGAUAUGCAGUUACAAGAAAUAGACCUUUAUGGAUCAUCUUUGCUCAUAGCAUGGUCAUUAGGCUCAACCAGGAACUCAUAAUGACAAGUGAUAAGACCAUUGAUGGACGAGGAUCUAAUGUUAUCAUUGCUAGAGGUGCUGGUAUUACUAUCCAAUUCAUAAGGAAUGUGAUCAUCCACGGAAUCAAAAUUUUUGACAUUCAGGUUGGUAGUGGGGGACUUAUAAGAGAUGCUGAAAACCAUUUUGGUCUAAGGACUAAGAGUGAUGGUGAUGGAAUUUCAAUUUUUGGUUCCAGCAAUGUUUGGAUUGACCAUGUUUCCAUGAGAAAUUGCAAAGAUGGGCUCAUUGAUGUCAUUAUGGGAUCUACUGCUAUUACCAUUUCCAAUUGCCAUUUCACAGAUCACAACGAGGUGAUGUUGUUUGGUGCAAGUGAUGGUUAUGAUGGUGAUAAGAAAAUGCAGAUUACACUUGCAUUCAACCACUUUGGUAAGAGAUUAAUCCAAAGGAUGCCAAGAUGUAGAUUUGGUUUUAUUCAUGUGCUUAACAAUGACUACACUCACUGGGAAAUGUAUGCCAUUGGUGGUAGCCAACAUCCUACCAUUAUAAGUGAGGGUAACCGAUUCAUAGCACCUAAUAACCCCAAUGCUAAAGAGAUAACAAAGAGGGGCUACGCACCCGAGUCGGAGUGGAAAAAUUGGCAAUGGAGAUCAAUCAAUGAUGUCUAUAUGAAUGGAGCAUUUUUCAGACAAGGAGGAUCCGCACUGACUAAUAGACUAUUCUCAAAAAAGGACAUGAUCAAAUCUAGACCUGGAACUUAUGUGGGAAGGCUUACUCGUUAUUCUGGAAGCCUUAGAUGCAGAGCAGGGCGACCUUGUUAGUAUUUAAAUUUCCCUUCCUGAAGUUGAAGAUCAUUAAACAUUAACAUUAGUUAUAGCAGACAAGAAUAAAAAAUCGUUUC
This is a messenger RNA of Lathyrus oleraceus (garden pea), 1487 nucleotides long. RefSeq names its product pectate lyase. The transcript has 4 exons. Bases 19 to 1407 code for a protein of 462 amino acids. Lineage: Eukaryota; Viridiplantae; Streptophyta; Magnoliopsida; Fabales; Fabaceae. Gene Ontology annotation, molecular function: pectate lyase activity. The record is from RefSeq and is a predicted model, not a curated record.